AUGGCCCGAGAUAUCCUUGCUAUUCAAACAUCAUCAGUAGCAUCAGAGAACGGCAAUUUCAGACGACUCCAUAACUUGCAUAUCUCAAUCGUUUUCUACACGUCCAACUGGUUUGGUGCAAUUCUGGGAAAACUUUUUGGUCAUCCAUUUGAUUUUUUAGCCGGAAAGUCAUGCAGCUUAGUAUGCGGCCCGACAUGGGAUUUCUUCUGUUACAUAGAGAACUUUUGCAUUUCUCAUUUGCUGAAACUGGCCAUGGUCUCAAUCCUAUUCUAUUUUGUUCUCUUGUUCUUGUAUUUGCUAUACAAGUUGGGCAUAUGUGGGUGCAUUUGUCACUUGCUUUGCAGAAGUACAUGGGCAUGCUUCUCUACAUGUUUUUCAGUCUUAGAUUGUUGUUGCACUUUUUUCUGCUUCAAGCUUCAACACUUUCUUAUCAAACCUCGGCAUAAAAGGCCAAGAAGAAGACAUCAAAGAGAUAUUGAAGGUGUCUAUAUUUCUAGUACUUUUUCAGAAGAAGAACAAGGUCAAGGAAGUUUAUAUCACAGAGCGUCUAGAAAAAUUGAAGGAAGAAGAUCAGUAAGGGAUCAAAGGAAAGAGCAUUUCAGAAGGUCUUUGAGGCCAAAGAAUAAUAAGAUGCAUCGACGGCGAAGAAGAUAAUGAAUAUUCUGUCACCUCAUGUAUUCUAAUUGAUUUUGUAGAUUUUAUUACAAGUGACAAGUCAUCUUAUUCUCAA
Messenger RNA from Nicotiana tabacum (common tobacco), 730 nucleotides. NCBI's taxonomy places the organism in Eukaryota, Viridiplantae, Streptophyta, Magnoliopsida, Solanales, Solanaceae. The record is from RefSeq and is a predicted model, not a curated record.